CUGUCAGUUUCUGUCUCUGUGGAUAAUGUGGAUGUGAAUUUGUGUGAUUCGUUUCAGCCGGCAAUUAAAAAUAUUAUUGUAUUGAUCAUCUUCUUUAAUUAUUUUGACCGUGUAUCAGACUAUCGUAUCUAUCAUAUUCACAAAUAUACUCUAACUGUAUUUAUGACUGUGUUUACUAUAUAUAAUCGUUACACCGCAGUGCCGCAACCCGCAAACCGCAGUAUCCGAAUUAAUCUUUACACCUUUUGUACAUCGUUUUCAUUUUAAUAUUCCAAUUGUCCGAUUAUUAAAACACAUAAAAACAAAAAUGACGCACUUACUUACUAAAUCUGGGAAUAAAAGCCAAGAAGAGAAACUGCUGUUGCCAUUCACAUAUAUCCAGCAAGUGCCAGGAAAGCAGAUGAGAGCCAAAUUAACAGUUGCAUUUAACUACUGGUUACGAGUUAAUGAUGAUAAACUAAAAGCUAUCGGUGAAAUUGUCCAGAUGUUGCACAAUUCAAGUUUAUUGUUAGAUGACAUUGAGGAUAACUCGAUUCUGCGUCGCGGUAUUCCAGUGGCGCACUCUAUAUACGGCAUCGCUAGUACGAUCAACGCAGCUAACUAUGUGAUGAUGAUAGCUCUCGAGAAAACCCUCAAUUUGGGACAUCCACUGGCGACAUCAGUAUACACAGAACAACUGUUGGAACUACAUCGCGGUCAAGGAAUGGAGAUAUACUGGAGAGACAAUGUCCAGUGCCCUUCAGAAGAGGAGUACAAAGAGAUGACUAUUAAAAAGACUGGAGGUCUGUUCAUGUUGGCAAUCCGUUUGAUGCAACUGUUCAGUGACAAUAAGUCUGACUUCAGCAAGCUAGCUUCGAUCCUGGGAUUGUAUUUCCAAAUCAGAGACGAUUAUUGCAAUCUGUGCUUGCAAGAGUAUUUUGAGAACAAGAGCUACUGCGACGACAUUAGCGAGGGAAAAUUUAGUUUCCCAAUAAUACACGCGAUCAGAAACCAGGAGGGCGAUAAUCAAAUACUGCAUAUUCUUCGUCAACGGACCCACAAUAUUGAAGUGAAGCGGUAUUGUAUAAAGCUUCUAGAAAAAGCUGGAAGCUUCAAAUACACUCAUGAUACGCUUGAAGAGUUGGACAAAGAAGCCAGAGCUGAGAUUGAUCGUUUAGGCGGCAAUCCCCAUCUAAUGGAGUUCCUGGACGAACUUCGGAAAGUUGGCGGAAGCGACACCAAGAAGACAUCGGAAUAAUUUUCGGUACAUCAGAUUUUUUUUCGUUGUUAACCAAAUUUAUAUAUUUAUUGUUAUCGAUUUGGCAUUUAAAUUUGAAAUGAUGUUAAUUUAAUUCUUAAAGUUAUUGUUUUACCUUAUUAAUAGAUAAUUAACCCAUUGAGCCCCGAGCGGCCCGAUCGGACCAUGACACAAUAGAUUUUCUAUUGUCUGUGAUUCCGGGGGCUGAGUUAUUACUUGGAUACUUUAAGUUUUUUACCUACGUAUCAAAAAGCCAUAUUUGUCUCAUUGUGUCUUCUUUAAAUAACCAUCUUAUAGUGUUAUAUAAUCAAAUAAUAGUUCAUUUUAUUAUUUAAUUACUUAUUAUUUUUUAUUAAUGGUAUUUAUUCACGCAAUUAAAAUUUCUUAACGUAUUUUGAUGGAAUAUAAUAUCGUUUACUCGUUAGGCCUACUUUAAAAUAAAUUAAAUAUUAUUUUUAAAUAUAUUAACAUGAGUUCGCAAGAAAACGUGUAGAUUUCAUUAUAAAUAUGACUUCUCUUUAUGCAAAUAUCAAAUAAUGAUGCAAUCACUUUGUAAGCGAAAUUAUUUCUUGAUUUACACAUUUUUAUUAAUGUAAAUUUUUGUGCUAUUUUUUUUUUAGAUUCGUAAUAGCAAAUAUAGUCUAGUCUAGAUUCGACAAUUAUCUAGAAGGCUGUCUGUGACUUAAAUGCGUUUUUAUUAUUAAUUAUAAUAAUUUUAGGGAACAUUAACUACUAUUUUGUUGAAAAAUCUUACAGCAAAUUGUCUUAGUUUUGUCAAACAUUGUUUUUGGCUUAGCUUAGUUGUUACAGAAAUUUUCUUGCGUUUAUAUUUAACUGUCUUUCAAGAUUUUAUUUUUAUAGUUUACAACUACUUAAUUAUGUAAUUAUCUAAGUACUUAGUUAUUUAAAUUGUUAAUAAAUUUAAUAAAAUAUAUGCCUAGACGUUUGUUCAUUAAAAUCUGAAUAUUUAAAAAAUUAUAUUAUUUUAGUUUGCUAUUUCAAAACAUCGAAAAAAAAAGAUUAUUUUUUUGUCAAAAUAUUAAACCUUUUCCUUUUAUUUCGAAUGACCAAAGAGAAAUAUUAUGAAACUAUUUGUAAAACUAUAAUAUUCAGGUUUUAAUAUUAUUUAAUGAAUAUUUUACAUAGUGUGCUAGUCAAGUAUUAUUACAAAAGCUUAAAUUUAAUAAAUUACACAAAUAAUACGUUUAUUAAAAAAGUACUUGUUCAAUUUUGAAUACAACUGAUGAUGAUAUUUAAUUUAUCUUCAGAUUAAGAAGUCACAUUUUGCCUUAUGAUUUUCUUCAAUAAAACAACGAAUUUGAAUUACUUACUUAAUUGUUUUCAAUAAAUAAUAAACAACCAAGAAAAUAACUGUUCAAGUAUGGUAAUAAAACAUACAAUCAAAUACGUAAUAAGUAAAUAUUUAAACGUGCUUUUUUUUGAUACGGCAUGCUUCGAAUUUAGUUAAAAAUGCAUUACUUUUGAACGUUACGAAGAAAUAAAGUUUCGUCUAUGAUUUUUAGGUUCUUCGAUGAGAUGUAAGGUUUAUUGGUGAAAAUUCUUAAAAUAAGAUAGUUUAGGUCAUAAAGUACUUAGAUUGCGUAUGUAUGGCAUUUAUAAUUUAAUCUCAGUAGGUAAUGUAAGCUUUUUAUGUGCAAUUAUAACUAUUAGGGCAUAGCGCUGUACUAGAUAUAGGGAGUCGUGGGUGUUAAUUAUGAAAUAUUUUCUACCUUACUUAUAAACUUUAUCGUAUGGUCUUGAAAUCUACAAAUUGCAUUACGAUAAGUCGAUAUAU
This is a messenger RNA of Colias croceus (clouded yellow), 3032 nucleotides long. RefSeq names its product geranylgeranyl pyrophosphate synthase (gene qm). Gene Ontology annotation, biological process: isoprenoid biosynthetic process. The transcript is spliced from 8 exons. The record is from RefSeq and is a predicted model, not a curated record. Gene Ontology annotation, molecular function: prenyltransferase activity. The coding region runs from base 308 to 1237 and encodes 309 amino acids. Lineage: Eukaryota; Metazoa; Arthropoda; Insecta; Lepidoptera; Pieridae.